Messenger RNA from Hippopotamus amphibius kiboko, 7960 nucleotides. It is a transcript of the gene TDRD5, whose product is annotated as tudor domain containing 5. Gene Ontology annotation, biological process: germ cell development; spermatogenesis. Bases 32 to 3250 code for a protein of 1072 amino acids. The transcript is spliced from 18 exons. The record is from RefSeq and is a predicted model, not a curated record. NCBI's taxonomy places the organism in Eukaryota, Metazoa, Chordata, Mammalia, Artiodactyla, Hippopotamidae.
CACGUCCCCACUUCUCUGGCGCCCGUGAGAGAUGUUGGGGGCGGGGCAGCGGAGCCCCGCGCCGGAGCAAAGCGGAGAGGGGGCCGGCGACGAUGAGGUCGUUGACUUGGAAGGGGACGCGGGGAGCCUCCCCGGCACAAUGUCUGAACAAGAGCGUAUACAGGAAUGCCUGAGGAAGGAAAUAAGGUCACUCCUCAUUUCCACCAAAGAUGGUUUGACCCCACAGCAGUUGGAAAAGGAGUACCUUUUGAUGGUUGGUAACCAUUUACCACUUCGAAUCCUUGGGUAUCGGUCCACCAUGGAGCUGGUGCUGGGUAUGCCUGAUGUUGUCAGUGUCUGCCCUUGUGGGGAUGGUACUGUAAUACUGAAAGCCAUUCCAGAUGAAUCCACCAAAGGAAUAGCAAGUUUAGUUGCAAAACAGAGGAGCAGCCAUAAGGUUCGAAACUCCAUGCAGAAGGGAAGGGCCAGUGUUUGCUCUGGGCCCAGCUCUCGCAGGCGGGUACCUUACCGAGGAAGAGUGCCGCCUAUUCUUCCAGCUGUUGUGAAGAGUGAGUUGAAAGACCUCUUGGCGUUAUCGCCUGUUCUCCUUUCUGAUUUUGAAAAGGCAUUUACCAAGCGAUUUGGACGAUCAUUCCAGUAUGUUCAGUAUGGCUUCCUCUCUAUGUUUGAAGUGCUGAAUGCUGCUUCAGAUGUCAUUUCUGUAGAACAGACCAGAGCAGGUUCCUUGUUGAUGCUGAAGAAGAGCAUAUCAGAAGAAAAGCAGAGAGGAUGGCCAGCAGGUAAAAUUGUUACCCAGCCUUUUGGAGUGAAGCAACAAGGGUUAUAUCCCACAGGUUCCCCAGUAGCAGAGGCAUGCUUUUCACAACCCACUUCAAACAUGGAACCACCGAAGCAAAUAUUGGACAUGGGAAAUACUUCUAGGUCAAAUGUAGUGGAGACUUCAAGGCUGAAUCACACUGAAAGAUUAAACGAGUUGGAGAACACCUUCAAAUCAGUUAUUGCACAAAUUGGACCUGGAGGGACUAUCAAUCCAGAACUAAAACAUAAGAUAAAAUUUGUUGUAUCCAGCUUUCCAGAGGGUUUGCUUAUUUCUAAACUUCUUGGAGAGUUUGAGGUAAUUUUUAAAGAGCAACUUUCACCACAAAAGCUGGGCUUUCUAAAUGUGACAGAGCUUGUUGGAGCUCUUAGUGACAUUCUCCAUGUUGAAUUCAGGGAAGAAGAACAAGACUUGCUGGUGUUUGAUGCUGAUAUGAAGCCUCUACCACCUGAUGGAACUGUGUCAUCAGUCAGAAAUUCAUGUUUAGUUCAGUCAGAUAAGAAAAUAGAAGCCAAAACUUGUGUGUCCAGUCCCCCUAGAAAUUCACUGUCUACUACUGUUAUCAAGGAAACCACAUGGGAUUGCCCUUCAAAAAACCAUAAAGCGUCAGAACAGAAGAUUUGCAAGAAGCCUAAUCUGGUGGUAAAGCCUUUACAGCUGCAAGUAGAAAUUAACAAAUCACAGCUCAACUUGGCAAUGGCAGAUCAUGAUAUCCCACCAGAUGCAGUACGGGACAAGAAAUUAUGCAGACUACCCCCAUUAGAUACCAGUACCCUCGUGGGGGUCUUUGUGGAGUAUAUCAUCUCUCCUAGUCAAUUCUACAUCCGAAUCUAUAGCAGGGAUUCAUCAGAGUUACUUGAAGACAUGAUGAUUGAAAUGCGGCGCUGUUAUUCUAAUCAGCUGGUUUCUGAUCGAUAUGCCAUGCCAGAGUAUUUUAUCCAACCAGGACAUCUCUGUUGUGUAAAGAUUUCUGAGGAUAAGUGGUGGUAUCGGGUCAUUAUCCAUCAAAUUCUUGGGAAGCAGGAAGUUGAAGUGUUCUACCCAGACUUUGGCAAUAUUGGAACUGUUCAGAAGUCUUCCCUCAGAUUCCUCAAGUGCUGCUACAUCAAGCUUCCAGCUCAGGCUAUUCCUUGUUCUUUGGCUUGGGUGAGACCAGUAGAGGAACACUGGACAUCCAGAGCUAUUUUGCAGUUCCAGAAGUUGUGUGGUUUGAAGCCAUUAGUGGGGGUAGUGGAUGAAUAUGUAGAUGGAAUCCUUAACAUUUUUUUGUGUGACACAUCCUCAAGUGAAGACAUCUACUUCCAUCACGUCUUGAGAACAGAGGGCCAUGCUAUUGUAUGCCGAGAAAACCUCCCUUCUAAGGGUUUCAGAGACCUCAACCCUUUAGCUUUAUACACUAAAUCCAGUGCAGGGCCAGAGGACAUUGUCCUGACAGAACUGGGUUAUCCUUCCCAGCAGCCCUAUUUUAAUGAAGAUCUAGAGCAAGAUGUUAAUGAUGGAAAGACUUUCAGUCAUCUUAAAUCCGUUACCUCAAAGGAGCCAUUAAAGGAUUCUGAGUUCAGUUCUUUGAAAACACAAGAUAAGAACUGUGAAGAAGAUCCAAAGUGGUCCAUCUCGGAGCUAAAGGAUCUGAAGGAAGAAAAUGAGGAUGAGAUCCCCACUGGAAUGCCAUGCCUGGAGUCAGUAACCAUAGGUGAUGAUAUAUGGGAUGAGAACUGGUUACCUUUGCAGGCUGAAAUGGGAAAAGGAAGUGAUGCUGCCUCCCACUUACUUACCUCAAGCCUUGGUGGAAAGAAACUAUAUUCAUCAUGUAAAGAAAUGCCACAGCAGGAUUGGUGUUUUUCUACACCCGAAGAUGUAUGGGAUGAUUCAUGGCAGCCUUCAGACCUUGUGAAUGGAAUGAAAGUAGACGUUCAAAACCCAGAAGGACCAGGUGCUCAAGAGAAAAAUAAUGGCACAACCAGGAUUCAAAAGCAACCAGACUUAAACAGUUCCUCAGACUCUCCUGCAUUGCCCAAAUUGGAGGAGUUCUACAUCUCCCUUAUCCAGUCACAGCAGUCAGCAGAAGGCGGCCAGUUUGAGCCUGGCAGCCCUGAGACUCCGCCGAAGCAAGUGCAGCUGUCCACAGCAGCACCCAGCGCAACUCCUGCAGUGGGCAGGUCCCCACAAAAACACUCUGGUUCAGUGGAAAGCUCUCCAGAGAGCCUAGAGAAUGAAGAUUUUUCUAGUAGCCAUGCUAUUACAGCGUUCAGAGAUAAGAGUCAGGGAGCCAUGGACCAGCUCUCUUUGAUUUUGUCUCCCGAGCACCAGAUUUCUCAGAAGCUCUACAUUCCUCGAAGCACAGCUACUGCUGCCUUAGGAGCUGCUGCGCGGCUAGCCACAUCCAGGAGCCUCCUACACUGGUACCCCAGUGUGAAAAGAACAGAAGCAUGAGGGAGGAAAAAAUAAACCAGAUGGUUAGGGUGUUGUGACGUCCCAGGCCAAAAGAAGAAGGAGGUGUUGAGACAAAAUAGUAUUUUCUUAGUUGAUGCCUUUGUCUUUCUGCGUGACUCUUUGUUAGCUUUGUUAUGCCAACAGUCCACUUUGUUGUGUAAGUAUUGAUGUUUAAUGUUAAUUUUCAUUGAUGAUGUUUCUUUUUCUAUAUAGUUUUGUUCACCUUUGUUCAAUGUAGUAGUUUAAAGAGGUUUUUUAGUUCUCUUGUUUCUGUAAAUGUUUUUCUUGUAUAUAUCAUGAUAAAUGUAAACUGAAAAGCUAAUGUUUUGUGAUCCAUAUUUAGUAAGACAAAAAUUCUCACAUCUCUAUCUCCAGAACAAGGAUGUCUGAAUAUUAAGGCUGCUUUUUCUCAUAUGAAAACUUCUAUAUCAUAGAGAGACUCUAGGGCUCCAAUCUUUACCAUCAUUAUUUCUUUGAAGUACAAGAAUCAGUAAGAAAAUCCACACCAUGAAGCUUUGGUCAUGUGAACCCUUUUACGUUUAAAAAAAUUAAGCUAUAUUUCAGUAUAGGCAAUUUUCUUGAAGACUAACCACAAAAUUAUAGAGACUGAUUGUUGAAACUUUGCUGAGCUAUCUCUGUAGUCAUCAUAGUUACCUGAAGCCUUUGUGUAACAGUAGUUAAACAGUAGUGUUGUUUAAGCAUUUAUGUAACCUGAUGUUCUCUCAAGUCCAAUUUUUUAUAUAACAUUCUGUUUAGCUCGUAGCUCGUAGUAUAAACCAUCAGGAGGAAAGACUAAAAGGUGAAAUUAAAGAAUGUGAGUGAUACAAGUUUCUUUGUGGUAAAAUACCAGACAUCCCCAAAUGUAAAAAAUCCAAUACAGAAACAUUUCUUAGUGGUGAAAUCAGAAAGAGGUGUGAAUUACUGACACGCGGACCUUGACUAGGUUUCACCCUCUGGCCCCUCUUUAAGGCCUUCUGGUUUGGCAUUAAAUGGCAGAGUUCCUUUCUUUCUUCUCUUAUACAAUAAGGAAUGUCUCCUCUUUCCUUCUCAGUUACUUAAUCAGCAAAAUGUCCACUGAGGAAGGGAGUGAGAUGAGAAUAAAUAUUAGAGUGCAUUUAAAUGUAGAAUAUUUACUGGUUGAAACUUCUUUCUUAGAAUGAAGUGAUCAUGAAACAAAGUUAAACCCACAGUCUCCAACUACUGAGUGUUUAGGUUUAAAAACCUCAGAGAAAACAUGUUAAAUGUUUUUUAAAUGUAAAAUUUAAAAAUCCAAAUUUACCAUUAAUUCCAAUAUGUCUAUAUGAAUGAUGGUAUACCAGUUGACCAAAAAAAAAAAAAAAAAGUAAUCUGGAAACAUCACUGAUAGUUGACUCAGAAAGAACAGGUUUCUCGUUUGGGUUUUUGUGAUUUUGUAUCAGACAACUUUAUUAGAGAAGACAGUUGAAGUGUUAUAUGGAGGGUCAAUGAACAGUUAAAUAGCACAUGACAGGUAAAUGUCAUAUGUGAUACUCAACUGUGAUAUGAACUGGAAAAGCUGUUUUUCAUAUAAGUUUAGGUAAUUAUCCACAAUUUGUUUCUAAAGAAGAAAAUUAAUUUGGAUGAUUCUUCUUAGAAUUCAUUCUUUAGAGAGGAAACCAAUUUUGAGUUAUGUUCUUCAUUUCUCCAGAGGGACAGUAUUGGGUUUCAGGCAGGGUGAUAGAAGCAGUAUUUGCAGUAUUUAGUAGGUCAAACUUUAACCCUCUCUGUAAUAACACAAAACUGCCAGCAGGAACUCUGCCAAUACUGGGUAACCUGACAGCGACUAAUUUUAUACUUUGCCAGUUAAAUGGGGAUUAUGGAAUCACUGUGCUAAUAAGGCUCUUUCAGAAUCCUUUCUAUUUGCAAAUGGCCAGAGAGAGAAUCAUUUAGACAGAGCCAUCUCAAACUAGUGAGUGUCAACACACUUUGACAGAAGCCUGUUUAGUAAUGAAUAAUUAAGAUCCUAUUUGAGUUAGCAGAGUGAAGAAUGUACCUUUGAGAGGCUUGUACAUUUUGACUACUUGACUUUGAUUAAGACAGCCAGUCUGCCAGUAUGUUUCCCUACCUUCUCCCAAAAAGUGGGCUUUGUUUGGUAGUUAACUGAAAUAGCUCAAAGCAUCAAACACAUUUAAUAGAUCAUUAGAAAAUGAGUAAAUAGGUUUCUGAUAUAGGGGCAGGAAUUAGCAAUAAGAAAUGUUCAAAAGAUAGGGAGAUGCUUGUGGUUUAGGGCUAAUUAUAUUUUAUUGUCAAAAGAUGGGUUGAUAUCUACGACACCUAGAAUGGCACCCCCCCCCCCAUAUUUUUGGUAUUAAGGAUCUGUUAGAAGUAGUGGCAGUCCCCAAGAAAUGUUGACUGGGAAGCGGGAGCCUGAAAUGUGUGUUGAGGGAAUGGGGGUGAGAACUCACAGGAGAAUCCUGGUUGUAAACUCCUUAGGGUUGGAAGAGAAAGUGGCUUUACUAUUAGCCACUCAGGUUUUAACUCCAGUGGAUGGUGCCAAUGCCUCUCUCCCAUCCAAAAACACACCAUGGGAUAUCAAAAGAGGGCCAUUCCAGCGGCACUGAGCCAUGCCUUGUUCCUCUCACUCUCACACCUUUGAGAUGCCAGUUGUCCAUUUCAAGGCAUGGGGAUAACUAGAGACUUCUGGCUGCAGUCAGGCUAUGUCUAACCUAAAGACUUAGAAUUGUAGAAUUUUGAUGUAGAAGCCCCCUCAGAUGACGAAAUAGGAAGCCUAGAAAGACUGACUUGUCUACGGUCACCAGCGUAAAUUCCCAAGUCUGGGAAAGGGCCCUUUCUACAGGAAAAUAUUGCAACACCAUCGUGUGUCAUGUAAAUGAUUUGAUGCCAGAAGACAUAGUUUGGUACAUAAGUCCAAAAGAAUGGUGGUUCUGAUAGGUCGCUGAGCAACCCCUAUUGUUGGCAGGGAGGAUUGAUUUACAAAGAUCUCACAUUCUUGAAUGUGUAUAGCUUAAGUAGCAGUGGGCCUGUUCUGCAGCUGAAGAAUCUGGACAGGGGCUGGGGGCAUCUCUGGGGGUGAGAAAUUAAGAUCUUACAGAGCCGUCUUCCUGAGGCUUCCUGUUGACAGUUAUAUUGGAUUGGCCAAAAAGUUCGUUCAGGUUUUCCCGUUAGAUCUUAUGGGAAGAAACCAAAUGAACUUUUUGGCCAACCCAAUACUAGGUAGCAAGGCCUUUCUAACAAACUUUUGGUAUGUGUUCAGAGUUAAAUUCAUCUUAUGUAUAUGGUGCGACAUUAUUCAUAAUUUUUCAGGAGCCAUCACUAAGACAUUUAAAAGAUUUCAUUUCCUAUAGCCCAUUCAGAUCCUGAUGUUUUCCAGGAUGCCAACCAAGGCGCCUAUCAACUAAAUUUGUCUGUGCUUUGAACUCAGCCCUAUUCCUAACAGUUAGGUGUCAUUUGUCUCAUUUAGUCAGUCACCAGUCAGCCUAGGAAGUUCUUGGUGUCAUUAGCCUUUUGGAACCAGAAUACUUUAAACUCUGCUAUUCUUAACCACGUAGAAAUUGUUUUAACUUCUCAGUUGAGGACUUCUCUAAUGUUAGAAUCAUCAUUGUGUGCCACUUUUCACAUGAAAUUGAGUGUUCGACCUACCCCAAAACUGAGUAGAGAACUUAUUCACAGCUAAAUUUUCUUGGUUAUAAGCAUAGAUUUCAGGAAAUGCUUUUAUCUUUCUGUUUGGUAUAAACUUCGUUGUAUAUUUCUGUUAAAGUUUUUAAAAAUGUUUUUUAAUUUAUGGAAAAAAUGGUUAUACAGGAAACAAUGUUUACUUGAUUAUUACUUCUUGGUGCAAUUUAGAUAAAUAAUUUGAUGAGGAAACCAAAAUAUUACUGUAUUUCUGCCCUUUUAAACUUCUGUUAUGGAACUAGUGGGAACUAACUGGGCUCAAAGAAUUAGGAUCAACCUGAUCUUUGGAGUUUGUAACAGUAUUUUGUUUAAAUAUUGAUGAAGUUGGAAUUUGUUUUGUCAAAAAUUUCUAGGUGUUUUUUUUUUUAAUAGUUUUUGUUGUGAUAAUUCUGCAAGGAUAAAAAUUUCACUUAAAUACGUGACCCAAAAAACUUAGUUGAGUAAAAUGUAAAAUUUCCUUGUAUAGUUGUGAAAACAAAGUUGUGACAUUCUUCUGGACUAAAAUGUUUGUCUUCAUUUUUGGCAUGACUUCUUUAUUCUUCAGGUACUUUGGCCUUUGUAAACCUUUGCUAUAUUGUAGAUAAAUACUUUUUUUCCAUGAAAUUGGAGAUUCAGUCACACUGGAGCCUUUUCUUAAGUACGCAGCCAUAUUUCAAAGAUUUGAUUUUUCUCUCGUUCAUAGCAGUGUAUCAAACCCUUCUAAGCCAUCUUCCAGUUUCUUAAAUUCUCUUUUGAGACUAUUCCACACACUGAAUUCCAAACCUAGUCCCAUCUUGCUAUGACUGUAACUCAGUGCUCUUUCAGUCACUUCCUUGAUUUCCUGGUUCCACAUUCAGAGUCUUUGCCUCAGUCACUCUUCUGCCUAGAGCAGAGUAUUUCCAGGUGGUUCUCAACUCCAUUUAGGUGAUGUUUGGUACAAACUCUUCCUUAAUCUGUCAUUCCACAGGACCACAGGUAGAAACCAAAGACUGAGCUCGGUUCAUUUCUUACUACAACAGAUGACUGCUUGGCAAAAGCAUCCUGUUACUGCAGUGUUGUUACUCAUAUAUUCUGAUGAAA